Molecule: messenger RNA, 2033 nt
Organism: Engraulis encrasicolus (European anchovy)
Lineage: Eukaryota; Metazoa; Chordata; Actinopteri; Clupeiformes; Engraulidae
Product: interferon-gamma-inducible GTPase 10-like
Exons: 3
Coding region: 128-1324 (398 amino acids)
Cellular component (GO): membrane
Molecular function (GO): GTP binding
Source: RefSeq, a predicted model, not a curated record
GUUACACUGGGGUCCUCCACACAAUUUGAUACUGAUGUCUUUUGUCAUCGCUGCUCAAGCCGCUUUUCAAAGGAGGUGAGAGAAAAAGGAUUUAAAGACCGGCCCCCUUGACCUCUGAAGCAUCGAAAUGGCACGUGCAUCCAACAACUACGUGAACGUGGAGGAUGACUCCGAUUAUUAUUUUAGAGAAAUUGUAGAUAUCUACAGGUCAUGUUCCACAAUGUCGGCAGGCACAGCCAUCGUCCGAGGUAGACUUGACCAACUGAAUUAUGUCACACUAAACAUAGCAGUCACGGGGAUGUCAGGCGCAGGGAAGUCCACAUUUGUCAAUGCCAUAAGAGGCAUCCCGAACAGCCACCCCCUUGCCGCACCAACAGGCGUGACCGAGACAACCACGACUCCCGUCAAGUACAACCACCCCAGCAUGCCAAACGUCACGAUAUGGGACCUACCAGGGAUAGGAACCACAAAGCACCAAGCCAAGACCUACACAAAGCAGCAGAAGUUUGAGACGUAUGACGUCUUCAUCAUCAUCACCUCUGAGAGGUUCAAAGAAAACGACAUCCUACUGGCUAAAGCCAUCCUAAAACAGAAAAAGCUCUAUUAUUUUGUCAGGUCGAAAAUAGACAAUGACAUGUAUGCAGAGCAGCAAAUGAGUAGACGCAGUGAAGCACAAGUUCUGGCCAACAUCCGAUGGGACUGUCAGAAACACCUCAGAGAUUUGGGAAACCCUAAGGUCUUCCUUAUGUCCUCCUUCCAUUUAGAGAAAUACGAUUUCCCAGAACUGAUAGAAACCCUAAAGGAGGAGCUUCCGGAAAACAAGAGGUUAGCCCUCAUCCAGUCCCUGCCCGUGUACUCCACCGAGAUUCUGAGGAUGAAAUGUAAGCAUUUCAGGAAAAUGAUUUGGCUGACAGCCUUUGGUGCGGGUGCAGUUGCGAUGGCGCCACUUCCAGGACUAGCAUUAGUGUGUGACUACGCGAUCGUGCUGAGCUUCCUCAGCAAAGUCCACAAGGCUUUCGGCCUUGACGAGGAAUCCCUCCAAAGGCUGUCUGUUCGCAUCAACAAACCCGUACGGGAGCUCAGGUCGGCCAUGAAGUCCCGGUUCAGGGACGGGGUGAAUCCGGACGUGCUGAGUAAGUUCCUAGCCACGCCGGGUGUAACGGUUGCUGCCUCUGUGCAGUCCACGAUGACAUUCCUGGUGGGCGUUGGCACGCUGGUGGCAGGAGGGGUGUCUAUCGCUGCUGUGCACCAUUUACUGACCAAGGGGAUGGCGGAGAUGGAGGAUGAUGCUAAAGCAGUGCUAACGGUAGCUCAGUUAACCUGAUACUGCAACAGAUAGCAUAGCCCUAGCCAUCCAUUCGUUUCCACUCAAUUAUCAUUUCACAACACGUUACAUCUGGGUCUGGUAUUCACCCCACCUAGCAAUUCAGCGAACAGGGGAGGGACAAGAGAGCGGGAUGAGUGCUGAUGAAUUAAAUAGAGGUGAACUGCAUAUGCCAACCAAAGGUUAACCCUAUCCAGACCGGGCUUUUUUGGCAUUCCUGGGACCUAGGGGGCUCUUUUGACCCCCCAUAACUUAGGAACCGAAUGGCGUAUGACCACCAAACUUGGAGGGGAUGAUCUUCAGCCAAAGAUCUAUGAAUGACAUCAGUUUGGUGUCAUUAGUGGAUAUUAUGACAUCAUUAUGAUGUAAUUUCCUGAUUUUAUUGCCCAAAAUGUCUUAAUGCAUUUUCCAUCUAACUUGGGAAUGCACAUCAAUUUUGGUUAUUAUGUGCUUCAGACCACUUCAAAUGUCCACAGGGGUGUAAGAUGCUAAUAAAAAUGUAAAAAAAAAUACGAAAAGUGAUGAUGAUGAGACUUAGAUCAGUGAUUUUUGGUCAGACGUACCUGUCAGAAAACCGUUGCCAUGGCAACAACAAAAGUGAUAAACCUAAUCUUUUGGUAUCACACUGUAGCCAACUUCAUUUUAGGAAAAGCCACAAAGUUUCGCAGUCGCUUUAGUCAUUCAGGAGUUAUACGACAUCAAAGUUGGU